CACCAAACAAUUUCUUGAAACAGAUUCAUCUUCUUCAAUCACUCACUGUUGUUCUGGAAGCAUCGAAAAGUGCGGUUGUGGUGUAGAACAGUAUAGGAAAGUACUGCAAUGGCGAAGGGAAAUUAUGGGUGCUAUAGUUCUUGGGUCGAAGUUGCUCCAGCACUUCUAAUUUCGCCACUCAGAACCUCAAAUUCUCCUGGGUUGGAGACGAUUAAGGAAGAAGAAUCUGAGGAAUUCGAUGAUGACUAGGGGAAAUUUUUAUCUGCUUCUCUGUUAAUUUGCCCUAUGUUUGAAGCCCUUUUUGUCUUAAACUUUUCUCCAGAUGAACUGCUUCUCUGUAACAUAAAUCAACUUCUUUGCAAUAUUACAUAUUUCUGUUCUUUCGAACAAAGUAUAAUUCGAUAAUGUCCUUGUAAUUUUGUGCCCACCUUUUUCUUGCUGGGACUGUUUAUGCUCAAUUUAGUGGUAUGAGAUUCAAAUCUCAUUCUUUAAGAGAAAAAAUAAAAGUAUAAUUUUUCC
This is a messenger RNA of Rubroshorea leprosula, 519 nucleotides long. The record is from the annotation of a GenBank genome assembly. Lineage: Eukaryota; Viridiplantae; Streptophyta; Magnoliopsida; Malvales; Dipterocarpaceae.